This is a messenger RNA of Sesamum indicum (sesame), 5303 nucleotides long. RefSeq lists its product as uncharacterized. The record is from RefSeq and is a predicted model, not a curated record. NCBI's taxonomy places the organism in Eukaryota, Viridiplantae, Streptophyta, Magnoliopsida, Lamiales, Pedaliaceae. Gene Ontology annotation, molecular function: RNA binding.
ACAACAACAUGCAAAUUGAAGGUUGAAUGACAUACAGCAUUAAAGAGUUUGUUCUCGAAGAAAAGCUAGGGUUCCAAAUUCUUCCGCAAGAAUUGAGUUCACGUAGAGUAAAUAAUAUCGAAGAUUGCCAUGAGAACCCGAAACUCCGACACCCAGAAACCAGCCGCGGCGACUAAGAAGACACCUCCGGCGGCCAAGAAGUCGGCCGCCAAGACACAAGCGACGCCGUCAUCUGUGGAGGUGAAGGUCGAAUCUUCUCCAACGCAGACGGAAACGCUGAAGACAGGCGAGGCAAAGCGUGCGUGUGCCGGGAGGACAAAGCAAGUCAGCGUCACUCCCGAUUCGAAGCCAUCAGUUGAACAAGUUGGUCAAGCAUCAGCAGUAGCAAAACCUGUUUCUGGAACAAAAGUAGUUAAAAAGGUUGUAAGGAAAGUGAUCAGAAAAACUCCAGUUUCAGCUAGAGCUGCUUCUGGGCGGACCAACGCAUCAGCAGUAAAUGAGAAGGCAAAGAUUGAAGAAACCACGGAAAAUAGAACUAUAGAGGAUAAAAAAAGUACAGAAGCUUCCAAUGAUGAACCUGCAACAGAUGAAAAAACUUUGGUUGAAAAUGUUGAGCACGCUGUGGUGGAGGAUAAAGACACUAGCGAUAUUGGAAAGUUGUCUGAGAAGGCAGAAGAAAAGGCAAGUGAACCAGAAAUGCAGUUGAUGGACAUUGGUGACAAGUUGUCUGAGACUAUAGGAACUAUGGCUACAGAUGCAAAUCCUGUGGAGGAUCAAGAACCCUGUAUGACUAAUAAAGCAGAAGAGACAAAGGAAGAAAAAGGGUCGCAGUCAAAAACAAUUAGUGAAGGAGAUCCUAAAGCUAAAACUAUUGGAAUUGAAGGAGAAACCAGUCAUGAAGUGAAACAGGAGGAUGCUUCCCUAGAGGAACCUGAUGAUGGAAAGAUUGAGGGGCUCAGCGAUCAAGAGGUUCAUGAAGAAUUUGGUGCAGAAGAUUUUGCUGAUGAUGAUGCACCGCAGAAUGAGGCAGAAGCUGAGACUUUGGAAGAGGAACGCGUGCAGUUAAAUGCUGCUGCAAGGGAGCGUAAGGUGAGGAAAGAGAGGGAGAUAUUUGUUGGUGGGCUGGACCGGGACGCUGUGGAAGCGGAUGUUAGAAAGGUGUUUGAGUAUGCAGGCGAGGUCGUUGAAGUUCGCAUGCAUGUGGAUCCAUCAACAAACAAGAAUAAGGGGUAUGCUUUUGUCCAAUUUGCGACAAAGGAGCAAGCAAGCCGUGCUCUGUCAGAGAUGAAGAAUCCUGUGAUACAUGGUAAGCGAUGUGGGACUGCAGCAAGUGAGGAUAACGACACGUUGUUUUUGGGGAAUAUUUGCAACACCUGGACAAAGGAAGCCAUAAAACAAAAACUGAAGGAUUAUGGAAUAGAAGGUGUUGAAAACAUCACUCUGGUAGCAGAUCCCCGAUAUGAAGGGUUGAGUCGUGGUUUUGCAUUUAUCGAAUUUUCUUCUCAUGCUGAGGCUAUGUUGGCUUAUAAAAGACUCCAAAAGCAUGAUGUUGUAUUUGGCCACUCUGAGAGAACGGCCAAAGUGGCAUUUGCUGAACCUUUACGUGAGCCAGAUCCCGAAGUCAUGGCCCAGGUUAAAUCAGUGUUCAUUGAUGGGCUCCCACCAUACUGGGACGAAGAUCAUGUGAGGGAGAAAUUCAAAGUUUUUGGUGAUAUUGCGCGAAUUAUGUUGGCACGAAAUAUGUCAACAGCCAAGAGGAAGGAUUUUGGAUUUGUUGAUUUCAGUACACAUGAAGCUGCAGUUUCAUGUGUUGAAGGUGUAAACAACAAUGGACUGAAUGAUGGUAACUCAAAGGUUAAAGUGCGAGCAAGACUUUCAAAUCCUUUACCCAAGAUGCAGGCUGUAAAAGGUGGAAUGUGUGGGGGUUUUUGGAUUGCUCAUGGUAGCAGUGGAACUUUUCCUAGAUUUUCUGGAAGGGGUUUUGGACGAGGUGGACGUUCUUUUAACCGAGCAAACAUCCAGCAUGGCCGGGGUUUCUAUCCUCGUGGACCUGGACGUGGAGGCAGGAUGGGCUUUCCCCAUGAACAUGAAAUUGACAAUCCAUAUCCUCCUUUUCAUGGUAGACCUAAUCUCGAACAAGGGGGUAGAUGGGGGUUUAGGGGUGCCGAUCGAGACCCAUCGCCGGUGAGACCUUAUCCUGACAGAGUGAGGCAUGGUGCAAGUGAUAGAGGCUAUGGCGACUAUGAUUCGUAUAGGAGAUAUCCUUAUUCUUUUGAAGAGGGAUAUGACAGAUCAUUCAUGAGAAGGCAUUUUGAUGAACCAUACCCAUAUGAUGAUGCUGCCCAUGGAAUAAAGAGGCCCUAUUACAUGAUGGACCAGGAUUCUGGUCUUGCAGAGCCUAGUAGGCACCGUGCUCGACUGGAUCUGUCAGACCCUGCUGUUCCAUUUUGCGGAACUAGAUAUCGUGAUGAUCUUGGAGCUGAUGGUGGCCUCUACCGCCAAAAUUAUUAUGGUCCUGAAUAUCGAGGAGGUUCAUAUUCAUCGUUUUAUGGGAAUGAUCACACAUAUGGACGUGGUUACUAUUACUAGGCUCAUGGUUUUAAGGUGAAAUCUAAAAGGUUAAGUUUCAGUUGUCUGGUUGAUGAGAAGACACGACUCUGGUCUGGUGGCCUGGAAGAAAAUCUAAUGAUUCCCUUGCGUUUCCUCCCAUUUUUUUUUUCUUUUACUAGUACUUGUUCCAUUCACCUUCAUCGCUGUUCUUUCCUUGCUCGCAGUUCUUCGUUUUGCAGAUUUUAGAUUUCGGUAUAGUGUUCACAACUUUUAGGGCAUCGCUUGUGAAAGGACCUUCGUGUAGAUAACAAUAUUCCAUGUCUAAGAUGCCUGGAUUUUAGUACUGAAUUUUUGAGGUGGAGUCCAAUUGUUCUGCGAGUUUCUUCUGCUUGGGUAAAGCAGUUUGAGGAUGUUGGUUAUACUUUUAAGAUGAGGCGGACUAAUUCUUCUUCUUAUACUUUUCCUGUGGGAUGAGUGAGUGGUAUGACCAUUUUAACUGGAACCUUCGACAGACAAGUUAGGUUGUAAUUUGUUGGGCAGAGUGCAGUCUGAGAUAAAAAAAAACAGUAACCAGUGGUAUUGCUUGAAAUUCUGAUCUUUGAUGAACGAAGCAGGCAUUUUAAGUGAGAAACUGUUGAUUUUUGGAGAUUAUUGCAAUGGAUUUUGGUUGAAUGAGAUAGUGUUUAAGAAAUCCAUCUACAUUGAGUUAGAAGUGAUGAUUGCAAUAUGGAUAUGUUAGUGAUGAAUAUUAUGUAUGUACUUCGACAAGAGGUGGUUAUAUUAUAAGCUGAUAACCAUAUAUAUCCUACUUCACCAAGAAAUUGGUAUUAUCUUCUCAGAGGCCGUCAGGUUCAUAAGACCGUUUCUGGAAAUGUGAUAAAUUUUAUGGGGGAUAUUGAUGGAUCUUUAUGUAAUUAGUGGGCAUCUAACGUUCUGAUGACAGAAAUACUUGAGAGAAGAGCUCCAUGUGCACAUUGAAGGCUUGGCAUCUAAUUGAAAAUAUUUCUUAUUGUUGAAUGCAAAAACUAACCUUUAGUUACCCGGUUUGAAUGGUGCUGUCUUUUGAUUAAAGUGAUAGAUUUUGCCAUCAGUAUCUUUUUUAUGUUAAUCAUAAUUUUAUAGUAGUGUGUAGUUCUAUCAAAUAGAGGCAUUGGCUUUCUUUUGAAUGGGUUUAGCAAUCUAUUGUAUGCUUGAUCUUUUAGCUUUCUCUUUUGAAAAAUACAAUGUUUAGAGGAUGUAUAGUUUCAAUUGGUUUGCAAAAGAGAAACUCUCUUGGUAAUGUAGAUGUUUACUAAAUGGAGAAAUAUCUAUUCCUGUUGAACUGAAAUUACAUUGUGAUUUCUGGGAAUUAGACUCACUGUGACUUGGGUCUAGUAAAGGGGAAGAUUUUAAUAUUAGCUAUUUUCUUCAAGUUAAUUUCUGAUUUCUGUAUAUGGUUUUUGUUGGUCAGCUAAGCUUCUCAAUGCUAAAAAGCUGAUUGCCCCAAGGAUUUACUGACAGCGAUUGAUCCUUUGUUGGAAAUGAUAUAGGAAAGAACUUGGUUAUUUUAGGAUCCGUUUGUUUUGGAUCAACAUUUUAUGCUGAUGUCAUUUCCUAGGUGAUCUGAUGUUUUUUAGGAUUUUAUUGUGGGUAUACAUUGCUCCUGUAGGGCUUGUUAUGAUGUUACAUGUGCUUGGUUGCAUUUCUGAUGUCCUGUCUAUGACUAAACAUAGAUAUAGCCUGCGGAGGCAGUCCAACAAGCCUGCCAUUGAGCUACGACUGGUAGGAAUUAUUUAUGGAGAUUGGCUUGUGAUCCAAAUUACUAGAUUCAAUAGGGAUACACACACACACAUAUGUAUAUGCUUAUGUGAUAAUGGGAUGCUGCCUGAAUUACUAAGAUCAGGUGGUCCUGGGUUGAGGAUGUUCCAGUUUACUGUUGCUUAAGACCCUGUUUGUCUCUCUCCUAUAUGAAAUAUCUCCUGAUGGCUCGAAUUCUAGGAAAUGGGUCUGGCCUUUCUUUUUCUGGAGUUGGGUGGAGGAGAGGACUUGCGUUCCUCAGCCUGAACCAGUCCUCACUGAUAGCAGCAGGAUAAUCCCCUAUUCUUUUUUCCUACAAUGAAGGUUGAUAAAUCUUUUUGUGACACAGGAAAUGAUUGGGAUACAAAACUAUGGGUGUCAUAUUGGUAGAUUAUCUUUUGUAAAUGGGUGAUAGAUCUCGCUUUCCUUUCUUGCUUAUUGGGUCCCACCUGCGGACGCCCAUACUGGCAGUAUCUUUUGGUGUAGGAGAAAAUUAGCUUCUCCCCAUGUUGGGUAUUUGUGGAAACCUUUUGAUGCAAGAAUAAAUAUAAGUUACUCCACUUAUACAGUUCAUCUACUAUUGAGCACUUGCAAAAGUUCUAGCAUUCAACACAUUCUUUGCUACUUUGAUUUGAUUUUGCUGCCAGGACUGACCUUCAUUCUCUGUUCUCUCUUGUUGGCUUUUCUUAUUUUCCUGUAUCUCCAUCUCCUUUCUUUUUCCUUGUGUAAUUUUUAGUCAGCACAAGUAUCAUAUAUGCAGACAUGUAAAUAUACUCGUGCUCUGUUGAUCAAAAACCGUGACAUUCGCCAUAGGUACCUUUCCUUCUCAUGCAUGCAUUUUUUAUUUCUCACCUGUUUAGACAGGCCGAUAUUUGGUUUCUUACUUGGUAAUAAAUCUUGGGAUGUGAUCAUCAUCUUAUACAUUUGAGGGUUCGAAAUAUUGUUUGUUUUAUAUGAUCUGUUUGAAUUUCCAGUUA